ACGUUUUUUAAGCACUAUCUAGGUCGUAGGUUUAGUAGCCCAGCAGGGUAGGAAAACGCGGGUAAUACUAUCCGCUUUUCAAGGGAACCGGGUCGGGUAGCCAGGCGGGUAUUAAACUACCAUUGGCACCAUUGGUGACUUACUUCUUGGACUCCUUGUUUUCAUGAUGGAUGUGUUGUCCUGAUAUUUCUUCAGACGUUCAAAUACCAGGAUCCUGAUUGCUACGCAGGCGAGCUGAACCAUGUUGUACUCGUUGUUGGCUACUCCAUUAAUAGAACCGACGGCAGCCAUAACCGUAUUGCUCCUCCCUUCUGGAUAAUCCGCAACUCGUGGGGAGUGGAGUGGGGCGACGGGGGGCACAUGCGCAUGGACAUCCAGGGAGGGGAUGGCGUGUGUGGCAUCAACGUGCUGCCUGGCAUCUACCCCAUUGUCAAGCUUCCAGGGGACCCCUGCGGCCGAAAAGGCUACAAAGGCGAUAAGGAUUUGUACGGCAUGAACCCUUGUGGCCGGUUCGCAUGCCAGGCGAUUGGUGGAAGCAGCAAUAGAUGCAACUGCAAUAUUCCUGGAUCUUUGAAGCAGCCUUUUGUUGAAGUCGGGAAUGGAAAUGGCUCCUCCACAUGUGCUUAUGUGGACGUGUGUGGGUCGCACUUUAAGAACCCCUGCGCUGUGGGCACAUGCAUCAACGAUGGCAAGGGCGCCUACUCCUGCAUCUGCCCUCUUAACCACAUUGAAAGCAAAACAGCUGACAACUCCCCCACGUGCGAUCCAGCCAAUGCCACAGCCACCACAAUGGCAGUCAGUGGAGACAACUGGUGGUGUUCGGACAUUUAUCCAUUUGUUGGCAUCUCAUUCAGUCAAUUCAAACUCCAGAAUGCGGCCAUGGAUUGCAGCCGGCCAUUGCCCAAGGGCAGCGUCCUUCAGCUAGAUGGCUCUCCCACCACACCCUGCACUGCCUUCUUCUACACGCUCAGUGGCAACAGUUGUUCGUCCAUCAGCACACAGAUCAAAUCUAUGGAUGUUGAUCUCGCUGCUCUCAACCCCGGUCUUGACUGCUCCAAGCCCAUCAAGGCAGGCCGCUCGGUGUGCAUCGAGCGCAAUGACACAUUUGCGUUCACUGUUCCUGUGUGUGUGAAUUACGGCUUGCUCACACCUGAAGUAACAUGCAACCGGCUAAUUCAGAGGACCAGAAGCUUCCCAACUGAGCUGUACCGCAACAAUCCCGGCCUCAUUUGCUCCAGCACAAUCCCUGCAUCCGUCUCAGUUGUCGGCAGCAAGAUUGGCGUGCAGAUUUGCGUCAAGGCAGAGUAUUGGUCAUUCAAAUUGGGCAGGUGCAAGAAGGGCAGGACCAAGCCAGUCUCGCCAUCCAUGGCGUGUUCAGCCGCUUACCACUUCUAUGGUGGAGAUACGGGUACAGCAGCUGAAGAUUUUUACGACUAUAAUGGUGAAUAUUGCUAUGGAACCAUAGGAGUCGAGGUGAUUUGUGUCCCAUAAUCACUCUACGUGGCUGGCAGGAAAUCUGCAUAUCAAUUUGAGAUGGGGUUGUAGGUCUUAGAGAAAGGCGCGGGAGAGAAAGGAGGUGGGCAAAGGUAGCUUUGGGUACUGUGUAGGACGGAGGUCAUGUCACAUGCUGAUUUUAUAAGACUACCGUAUUUAGACUGGGCGAAUUCCCAUGAAGUAGGAUCAGAAUCAAUAAUGUUCCUGAUC
Molecule: messenger RNA, 1704 nt
Organism: Closterium sp. NIES-67
Lineage: Eukaryota; Viridiplantae; Streptophyta; Zygnematophyceae; Desmidiales; Closteriaceae
Source: the annotation of a GenBank genome assembly